Penicillium cinerascens is the source of this 2241-nucleotide messenger RNA. RefSeq lists its product as uncharacterized. The coding region runs from base 1 to 2241 and encodes 746 amino acids. Gene Ontology annotation, molecular function: catalase activity; heme binding. The record is from RefSeq and is a predicted model, not a curated record. Gene Ontology annotation, cellular component: cytosol. The transcript is spliced from 3 exons. Gene Ontology annotation, biological process: hydrogen peroxide catabolic process; response to oxidative stress. NCBI's taxonomy places the organism in Eukaryota, Fungi, Ascomycota, Eurotiomycetes, Eurotiales, Aspergillaceae.
AUGGCCAGCACAAUUGCCAGCGGGUUGAACAAGGCCCAGGAAGCACUUCAGUCUGUAUCCUCCAAGGAUAAAAAUAAAGUGGAUCUCUCUCGUGACAUCGUGGAUGUUCAUAAUAGCCAGCAGCCACAGACGACGGAUCAUGGUGUUCGCAUUGAAAAUCCGGACAACUGGCUAAAGGUCGCAACCGACCGUCAGACAGGGCCAUCUCUUCUUGAGGACCAGAUUGCUAGAGAAAAGAUCCACCGUUUUGAUCAUGAGCGAAUCCCCGAGCGAGUUGUUCAUGCUCGUGGAACAGGUGCCUUCGGCAAUUUCACUCUCUACGAGAGCGCCGAGGACGUCAGUCAUGCUGGUAUUUUGACUGACACUUCUCGCAAUACCCCUGUCUUCGUUCGCUUUUCAACAGUGCAAGGUAGCAGGGGUAGCGCCGAUACAGUGAGAGACGUCAGAGGUUUCGCCGUCAAAUUUUAUACAGACGAGGGAAACUGGGAUAUUGUCGGAAAUAACAUUCCUGUGUUUUUCAUUCAGGAUUCGAUCAAGUUCCCCGACUUUGUGCAUGCCGUCAAACCUGAACCUCAUAAUGAAGUUCCGCAGGCUCAAACUGCACACAACAACUUCUGGGACUUUGUCUAUCUUCACCCUGAAGCAACCCACAUGUUUAUGUGGGCCAUGUCCGAUCGAGCGAUCCCCCGUUCAUAUCGUAUGAUGCAAGGCUUUGGCGUGAACACUUACAGCUUAAUUAACAAGGAGGGUGAACGUCAUUUUGUGAAGUUCCACUUUAUCCCUAAGCUCGGCGUCCACUCUUUCGUGUGGGAUGAGGCUCUGAAGCUUGCUGGUCAAGACCCUGAUUUCCAUCGCAAGGAUUUGAUGGAAGCUAUUAAUAACGGCGCGUAUCCCCAGUGGGACUUCGCCAUACAAACCAUUCCCGAGGAAAGGGAACACGACUUCGAAUUUGAUGUUCUAGAUGCAACUAAGGUUUGGCCAGAGGAACUAGUUCCUCUUCGCCGUAUUGGAAAACUCGAGUUGAACAGAAAUGUGGACGAGUUCUUCCCACAAACCGAACAAGUGGCAUUCUGUACUAGCCACAUCGUCCCUGGCAUCGAUUUCUCUAAUGAUCCUCUGCUCCAAGGUCGCAACUUCUCCUACUUUGAUACUCAAAUCAGUCGAUUGGGAAUCAACUGGCAAGAACUGCCUAUCAACCGGCCUGUCUGCCCAAUGAUGAACUUCAACAAGGAUGGCGCGAUGCAUCAUAGAAUCGACAAAGGCACCGUCAACUACUGGCCAAACAGAUUUGAUGCUCUUCCUCCCGCUAAGAAGGAAGAAGGAGGGUUCAUAUCGUACCCAGAGAACGUGGCCGGCAUCAAAAAGCGUGCGCUCAGCGAGAAAUUCCGCGACCAUCACAGUCAAGCGCAGAUGUUCUAUAACUCAAUGUCCGAACACGAAAAGGCACACAUCUUGAAGGCUUUCACAUUCGAGCUCGACCACUGUGAUGACCCAAUCGUAUACGAGCGUAUGGCGGGCACUCGACUCGCCGAAAUUGAUCUGAAACUUGCUCAGCAAGUCGCAGAGCUAGUCGGAGCCCCCAUCCCUCAGAAGCAGCUCAUGCCAAAUCCUGGGCACCGCGCAAAGGGUCUGUCACAGACUGAGUUUCCGCCCGAGAAGCCUACUAUUGAGAGCCGUCGCAUCGCUAUCAUGAUAAGUGACGGCUACGAUCGUGUUGCCUUCGAAGGUAUGAUGAUGGCGAUCAAGGCAGCGGGAGCACUGCCCUUCGUGAUCGGAACCAAGCGAUCUCCAAUAUAUGCUGAUGGGCAGUCCCCUAGAAACUCGGAUGGAGUUGUUGCAGAUCAUAUGUACGAUGGAAUGCGCUCAACUAUGUUUGAUGCUACAUUUGUCCCAGGUGGAUCCCAUAUUUCGACCUUGUCGAAGAAUGGCCAAAUUCGGUUCUGGAUCGUGGAGAGCUUUGGGCAUCUCAAGGCUCUCGGAGCUACCGGCGAAGCUGUCGACUUCUUUAAGCAGGUGCUGGGCAAGUCGAUAGAUGUCCAGCUUGCGUCCUCCGAUUCAACCGACCCUGUCGAAUGGUACGGGGUCGUCACCGCUGGCAAGACACAUCCAGAUAGUUUCAAAGAGAGCUUCCAGAUUGCAAAGGCGGCCAAGGACUUUGUGGGACAAUUCUUCUACCAAACUUCUCUGCACCGGAACUACCAGCGUGAACUGGAUGGUCUCAGCGCGGCGUUGGAGUGGUAA